Glarea lozoyensis ATCC 20868 is the source of this 3528-nucleotide messenger RNA. RefSeq lists its product as uncharacterized. Lineage: Eukaryota; Fungi; Ascomycota; Leotiomycetes; Helotiales; Helotiaceae. The coding region runs from base 1 to 3528 and encodes 1175 amino acids. The transcript has 3 exons. The record is from RefSeq and is a predicted model, not a curated record.
AUGCCGUCAAUAUUUGACACCAAGUCGCCAUUCUCUCGUUCGCAUUCGUCACCCAACAUACCAGAGCUGGUGAAUAGGGACUACAUGCCGUCCGCCGUCACCCGCCAGAACGAUGGACUACCACGGUCCGCGAGUUACACCUGUAUACCUGUAUUAGAGCCCCAAUACCCAUCAGAGAAGGAGCUGCAUCGGAUUGCAACCAGCGAGGCACAAUCGCAGCUUAAUAAGGAGAACCAAACACUGAAGAAGAAAGACGUGAAUGCAGGCAAUCGGUUGUCAAAGGAUAAGGCUGAAGAGAGACCAAAACUGGAGAGGAUAGGGAGGAGGAAGUCUUUGGUGGCUCGACCAAAGUCAUGGAUACAAAGGGUGAAGGGCUCUCCAGAGCGUCAGUCGGCUCCGGAGCUGUCACAUACAACGCCAUCGGAUGCUCCGCCGGUCCCUACCAUUUCGAAAGCGACACGGGAAAAAGAAAACAAAACGAAACCUCUAUCCGAGUCGUUCGCAACAUUUGCCCGUAAAUCAUGGAUCACAUCGUCAAGGUCCCCAUCUCCUAAUCGGACGGUGGAAUCGAGCGCGGAGGAAGAUGGCCUCGUGGAGGAUUUGAACUCAACAGGCAGUACAACACCGAAACGGCGUCUCUCAAUAGUACCCAAUCCUAGGUUAGACAAGUCACGACGGAGCAAAACGGCCGAAAACCUUACGGUGCCUUCCGCGAAUUCAGGUCCAGCGUUAGCGAAGACGAAACAAAGACCACAGAGUGUGAUCAUGAGUUUGAAGAAUUUUGCUUCUACAAACUCAUCCACAAGCAGUCUUCCAGGAAGUUCUGUAGAUAAUCGCUCUACACCUAGGACCUCGAUUGACAAAGUUCCACCACUUCCCACGGCGCCAUCUACCGAAAGAUUGCAGCAGCUUGGAUCGGAUAACUCUAAACGCCGGGAUGAACUUUGGUCGGCGUUUCGCUCCAUCGAAAAUGAUUUCACCAAAUUCCAAGGCAAGUCCUGGUCUUUAAAAACAAACGUAGUUAGAUCCUCUUUACUUCCAUUCCUAAGGAACCAUGCCCAGCACCCGUCGAACAAAAACCUCCGCCCGGAAGACCUUGAACGUCGAAUUACCAUAUUGAAUAAGUGGUGGACCGGAAUACUUGAGGUUCUAGACGGAAGACAAAAUCAGACUGUCAGUGGAGUAGACCGACCCAUUCUACUGGAUGCUUGCUAUGCGAUUAUGACACGGCCAGAGUGGAGAACUUCGCCAUCCCAAUUCGCGUCUUUGGCAGAUAGAGACCCCGACCCCAUCGUGGAGAGACGACCUCAUCUUCCAAACAAGAAGUCCUCAGGUUCCUUGAGUUCUACCGUCAGUCAAUUCAUGCAUGAGUCUGUACAUCACAAUGCCAGGAACCUGUUCAUACAGAAUCUCCUGACUCAAAUGGCUUACAUUGUUGAUAAAAUGUCCCUUAGACACGCGCCAGCAAGUCUCGUCACCUUUUGUGGAAAAGCAACCGCCUAUGCUUUCUUUUUCGUGCCUGGCGUUGCAGAGGUUUUAGUCCGAGUUUGGAAAUUGCAGAUGGACGUUCUCCGACGAGUGUCUGAUGAGUUGGGCCUACCGAAGAGAUUGAACAAAAUCGACACAGAUGAGGUAAUCGCACACUUCCCGACCCAUGUUCAUGGACUUGGUUGGACGUCUGUAAAAUCGAUGUCAAACUACCUUCGCUCGGAUCCGUUCUUGCCAGUCUUGGUCUCAAAAAUACCUUGGUAUGGACAUUGGGUGGGCAGAUGGUGCGGACGGGACAGCGAUCUAUUUUUUGUUUUUGCAAAGCACUACCAUGUGCUGGCUGAGGAGUUUUUGGUCCCAGACCUGCCUCUUGUCAGCAAAGCACGAGCUCCAGGAUUUGUACUUGUGCAAGCCCAACUUUUGACAGCUUUGGACAGCACGAUUCAUCGUCAGCCCACAGCAGACCCUCUGCCAAUCACAUUUGACGAUGUGCUUGCUGGAGCUGAUGCCAGUGCUGCGGCCCUCCCGCUACCUUCCAAUAAUUCGGCAAGACCCAUGGCUGAGAAUCGACUGAUCAUGCUUCUACGAGAUUUUAUCUCAGAACGCCCAUCGGAUUAUGAGUUAGCUCGUAAGACAUUUGCAGAGUCAUUCAGCAAAAUGAUGCAAGCGUCAGCGAAGAGGACCUCCAUGUACGACCAUAAUGCGUGUUUUGUGCUGUGUGAUUUCAUGGAAGAGGCGUUAAUAAUCUUCGUUCGCUUUAAUAACGCUCAUGGACACGAAUCCGACUUUGUGAAUUGGCAAUUCUGGCUUGAUGUAUGCACGAAAAUGCUUCACAGCGAGAACAGCAUGUCCGAAAUUCGACUAUUUGCGUUUCUGUUUGGAUCGUGGAACGUACUGGUCCAAAACGAGCGUCGAAAAGAGGUCAUUUGCAUGGAUUGGCUCCUGACCGAGGAUACCUUUGAACGCUUCUUCAAUCAUUGGUGCCCUAUGGUUAGAGCAUAUUACAUGCGUCUGCUGUGUUGGCGCAUAUGUCGAGAUGAUGGGGAAGCCACUGAUCUUGACACUAAGAUAUUCUCCGUUGUAUCAACCCGUGUUAAAUCAACCUGGGCACACUACAUCUGGCUUAAACAGGCAGCGGAGAAGAAUCGCAUGGUCCCGCCAUCUACGGCCCCCUGUCAUCCGGCCCCAGGACGACGACUUCUUAUUAUUCGAAACGACAACCAGCUUCCUGCUCCUAACAUGUUUUUAAGCUUUGAUGGAUUGCCGUCCAGUGGGAGUGGUGCACUUACACAACCUUCCUCGUUCAAUCGUCAUUCGUCUUUGACCAAUAUUACCAACGCGGAGACUACGAACCCACCGACUUCCACCACAUCGACGUCAGAUUCCCCGCCUUCUUCCAAGAAGCGAUGGACUUUUAUGGGCAAGACGCUAUCGUCUCCAUUUACCGGCACAGAUACUACUCCAUCGGCUACGCCAAGCGGUUCAAUUUCUAAUGUCAAAACGCUUGAGGAAGCCCGCCGCGAGACGGCUUUGGCACGUAGUAAACCUCAAAUGCAUUCUAAGAAUUCGAGCACAGAUAGCGAGACUCCACCUUCCACCAGUACACACCGAGCCUUCAGCUUCAAAUUUAGUCUGGAAUGGAGCCAGCAUUUCGAAAAGCCACAGCCACCACAUGCACCUCACAGCAAUUUGCCUGGCACAAGAGGAGGAACGGGAUUCAAUGUAGGCCCAGAAAGACGCCUGUCCCCACCCCGAUUACCAGCAGCUGCCCAAGCCUGGCUUGGUGCCAGAGUGCCCGGCAUAAGUCGAGAAAUCCUGCCUCGUGACCCCAGCGAUGCUGAAGCGGCUGUCGAAAGUCAAACAAAUAAGGGAGAUCGAAUGGCUAGAUCUAAGUAUGCUGGCCGAGCUCUAGCUGAGUGGGCAUUGAUUGUCGCGGAAUGCAAUAACUUCAUCGAAAGACGAAGAGCAGAAGGUGUGCCAACUCUUAGAUGGGUUGAGGUUCCUACUCUAGGUGUUGAAGGGUUCCGAAAAGUAGGAUGA